Charadrius vociferus (killdeer) is the source of this 1983-nucleotide messenger RNA. RefSeq names its product merlin-like. The record is from RefSeq and is a predicted model, not a curated record. Gene Ontology annotation, biological process: regulation of cell shape; positive regulation of early endosome to late endosome transport; regulation of organelle assembly. NCBI's taxonomy places the organism in Eukaryota, Metazoa, Chordata, Aves, Charadriiformes, Charadriidae. Bases 1 to 1983 code for a protein of 660 amino acids. Gene Ontology annotation, molecular function: cell adhesion molecule binding; actin binding. The transcript is spliced from 18 exons. Gene Ontology annotation, cellular component: adherens junction; filopodium; apical part of cell.
AUGAUUUGGUGUGGCUAUCCUCAUAAACUAAAAAAUAUGUCCAUCCGAGGCCUGAAGAAGAAACAACCGAAGACUUUUAAAGUCAAAAUUAUAACAGUAGAUGCUGAAAUGGAGUUCAGCUGUGAGAUGAAGUGGAAGGGAAAGGAUUUGUUCGAUCUGGUGUGCCGAGCACUUGGUUUAAGGGAGACUUGGUUUUUCGGCUUGCAGUACACAAUAAAAGGAAUGUGCACCUGGUUAAAGAUGGACAAAAAGGUUUUAGAUCAAGAAAUCCCCAAAGAAGAUCCGAUUAGCUUUCAUUUUUUGGCUAAGUUCUAUCCAGAGAAGGUAGAAGAGGAACUAUUGCAGGAAAUUACCCAGCAUUUAUUCUUCCUUCAGGUUAAGAAACAAAUACUGGAUGAGGAAAUCUAUUGUUCUCCAGAAGCAACAGUUUUACUGGCUUCUUAUGCUGUUCAGGCCAAGUAUGGUGACUACGACCCAAAUUUUCACGAGCCAGGCUUUCUAGCCCAUGAUGAACUUUUACCCAAAAGGGUCCUCAGGCAGUAUCAGCUGACAGCAGAGAUGUGGGAAGAAAAGAUUACUGCUUGGUAUGCUGAGCACAGGGGUAUCGCCAGGGAUGAAGCUGAGAUGAACUACCUGAAAAUUGCCCAGGACUUGGAAAUGUAUGGUGUCAAUUAUUUUCCAAUUGCUCAAAAUAAAAACCAUACGGAUCUCCUACUUGGAGUUGAUGCCAAAGGUAUUCACAUCUACAGCAUUAACAACAGGUUCUCUCCAAAUAAGUCAUUUGAGUGGAGUGCUAUCAGAAACAUUUCCUAUAGUGAGAAAGAGUUAACUAUUAAACCUCUUGACAAAAAAGCAGAAGUCUUCAAGUUCUUUUCCUCUCAGCUCAAAGUGAACAAAUUGAUUUUGCAGUUGUGCAUUGGAAACCAUGACCUAUUUAUGAGGAGAAGAAAAGUGGACUCAAUAGAGAUCCAGCAAAUGAAAGCACAAGCCAGGGAAGAAAAAGCUAGAAAAAAGAUGGAGAAUCAAAGGCUGGCCAGGGAGAAGCAGCUCCGAGAAGAAGCUGAGCGAGCCAAAGAAGAGCUGGAAAGGCGUCUCUUCCAGCUGGAAGAUGAAGCCAGGCAGGCCAAUGAGGCCCUGCUCCGAUCCCAGGAAGCAGCAGAACUGCUGGCUGAGAAAGCUCAGAUUGCAGAAGAAGAGGCAAAAUUGCUGGCCCAGAAUGCUGCAGAAGCUGAGCAAGAGCGACAGAGACUGGAGAUCACAGCUCUGAAAACCAAAGAGGAGAAACGCCUGAUGGAGCAGAAGAUGCGGGAGGCAGAGCUGAUAGCAGUGAAGCUGGUGAAGGAGUCUGACCGGAGAGCCAAGGAAGCAGAGCAUCUGAAACAAGAUCUGCAUGAAGCCAGAGAGGCUGAACGGAAAGCAAAGCAGAAACUCUUAGACAUAACCAGGCUUAAUUAUCCUCACAUGGUCAAGUACCCGCAAUACUCACCAACUGACACCAGAGAUGCCAACUUUGACAAAGGAUCCAUAAAGCUGGAUUUGAAGGACAUUGACCUCAAGAGACUAUCCUUUGAGAUAGAGAGAGAGAGACUAGACUACUUAGAAAAGAGCAGAAAAUUCGAAGAUCGACUGAAAGAACUGAAGUCUGAAAUUCAUGCUUUGAAACUAGAAGAAAAGCAGUCUGGGCUUUACUCUCAUUGGAAUGAAGUACUGGGAUCCUUGGAUCGCUCCUUAGGCAAUACCCCAUCAUGGAUGAAAACCUUCGAAACUGGAGAUUCAUUAGAUAUAAAUCUUCAAAGACCUUUCCCUGCUUACUCGUUAAAUACUACAGGCAGCUGGCCUUGUACCAACAAAAUUCAACACACAGUGCCAGUGGAAAAGUCAUCUUUUCAAGCAAAUUCCUUGGUUGCCAACAGUGUGGGCACAGGAACCAGAAAACAGAUUAUAAAGUUUCAGCAGCAUGAGUCGGAUGUGAUCUACAUUUGA